Molecule: messenger RNA, 537 nt
Organism: Staurois parvus
Lineage: Eukaryota; Metazoa; Chordata; Amphibia; Anura; Ranidae
Source: the annotation of a GenBank genome assembly
AGGGAGGUGAGGAACCGGAGGAAGAUCCUCAUCAAGGGGCUGCCGGGGGACAUCGCCAACCAGGAAGUCCAUGAUCUGCUGGCAGACUAUGAGCUGAAAUACUGUUUUGUUGAUAAAUAUAAAGGAACUGCUUUUGUUACCUUGCUGAAUGGAGAACAGGCAGAAUCUGCCAUCCGCCGAUUUCACCACACUCAUCUCCGUGACCGUGAGAUCUCGGUGCAGCUGCAGCCCACAGACGCCCUCCUCUGCAUCGCAAACCUACCACCCGGUUAUACUCAGCAGCAGUUUGAGGACUUGGUCCGCCCGUUUGGUAAUCUGGAGCGGUGUUUCCUGGUGUACAGUGGUGUUACUGGACGUCCCAAGGGCUAUGGUUUUGUGGAGUACAUGAAGAAGGACUCUGCUUCCCGUGCCAAGUCAGACCUGCUGGGCAGGCAGCUGGGUUCCCGUACGCUGUAUGUUCAUUGGUCAGAUGUUAACCAGCUAACCUACCAACUGCUGCACUCCCACUGCCUGUGUGUGGAGCAUGUGAAAGAGUGU